AUGACCCGCAAGCUUUUCCCAUCAGUGCUUGCACUCUUCCAGAACAUCUGCCAGCGCUACCCCAACAACAUCGCCGUGCAGGAUGGCCUUGAGACGCUCACAUAUCGCGCUUUGGACCAGCGCUCAUCCGCCCUGGCCCGCCGGCUACAGAAGGCUGGAGCGAGGCCGUCACAGGUGAUCCCGAUACUCACAAGCUCCUGCCUGCACAUGGUGGUUGGCGUGCUGGCUAUCCUGAAGACGGGAGGGAUCUACGUGCCGAUAGACCGCGACCAAUGGCCAAGGGAACGGAUUGACAAUGUGCUGGGCCGGACCAGCACCGGGCUCGCCGUCUACACGGGCAGGCCCAUGGAUAUUCCGGACACUACAUUGGUAAGUGUGGAGGAGGUGGCAGACCAAGACCCGAGCGACGACAGAGAAGAGGCGGUCCCACUUCCGGACGUGGCGACCAUCAUCUUCACCUCGGGCACGACCGGCGAACCCAAAGGCGUCGAGAUCAGGCAGGAAUCAUUGGCGAAGUUCGUCACGACGCCACGAUUCAAUUACGAUGUGACGCCCGAGGACCGAGUGCUGCUCGUCCUUUCCGUGGCUUUUGACGCUUGCAUGGGAACAUUAUUCAGCACCCUUUGCAACGGCGGGACCGUCGUCCUGGCAAACCGGAACAACUUGCAAGAGAAGAGUCGCCAGUGCAGCGUCAUCGUCGCGACGCCAUCCAUCCUCGAGGCUUUGGAGCCGCCCGUGACACAACAAGACUAUCCUCACCUCGACAGGAUGGUUCUGGGAGGAGAGACGGCAUCGAAGCGGCUCUUGGAGUGUUGGGAUGUCUUGAAGAGGCCUAUAUGGAUCGCAUACGGACCCACGGAAGCGACCUGUGCAACCCUGAGCGGGAUUGUGCAAAGAUGUCCCGAAAGCGGAGAGUUUAGGCCAACGAUGCUGGGAACCGCUAUCGAUGGCGCCAGGGUCACAAUCGUGGACGACAGAGGCGACGACAUCGACGCCCUUGACGAAGAAGGGGAGCUUCUUAUCUCGGGCACCGGGCUGGCAAGGGGAUACUGGCGCGACGAGCGGCGGACGGACGAGAAAUUCAUCAUCCACAAUGGCAGACGCGCGUACCGGACAGGGGAUCUGGUGAGAUGGAGCGUCAGCGGGCAAGGGUCGAGGGUCAUUGAGUUCUGCGGACGGCGCGAUCGCAUGGUCAAAGUCAAGGGGUUCCUGGUGAAUCUUGAGCUUGACGUGGACGCGGCACUCCUGGCCAUGGAGCCCAGCCUCAAGGCGGUGCAUUCGGUCAUGAUUGGAAAGAAGCUCUGCACAGCCGUGUCACCACCGGUUGAUGACGCGAAGAAUUUGAGGAUGAGGUGGAUGGCCAGGUCGCCGGCCUAUCUUGUACCCGACCACAUAGUAGGGCUGGACUCUCUCCCGACAACGCCGAAUGGCAAGACGGACCCGCGAAAGCUAGCCCGAAUGCUGGAAGCCAUGGUACCAAGCGCUGAGGGCGAUGCGGGGGAUUGCAAAGACCUCAAGUCUGCCAUUGUCAGCGGGAUGGCCCGCAUACUCGACGUCCCGGUUUCGACCAUCGAUGUCGAUCAGCCGUUUGUCAGCCAAGGCCUCCACUCGCUCGCGGCCGUCAUGCUAUCAUCGCACUGCCGGAGACUGGGAUUUGCCGUUCGCGUCGGAGACAUGCUCGCGGCGCCCUCAAUCAGCAGUCUGCUCCACAGCACGCAGGGCCUGUCGAUAGAGUGCGCCAGCCCAAGCCGCAACAUACGCGAGAGCCCCCUGACAACGUUGCAGAAAGUGCUCAUAUACGACAGCGUGCAGCACAGGAAGGCAAACGUUGUUCAGCACGUGUCGGUGUACCACACGCGCAACAUUCGGCGGCUGCAAGCUGCGUGGCAGACUGUUGUAGCAGCAGAACCCAUCUUUCGCACCGAACUGGACUUGGACACGCAGACCCAGCGGAUUGUCGACGAGGCGCCGUUCCUGUGGAGCGAGCACGACGUAGUCUCGCAGCAAGACAUUGAGCAGAGAUGGGACGAGGCGGCUGGGGCCGCUGGGCUGGGUGCCUGCUUCACUGUCCUGCACUGCCAGGGUGCCGACCUACCCUGCAACGAGAGCAUGCUGAUCUUCUCCAUCCACCACGCUCUGAUCGAUGGAUUCUCAGCGUCGUUGAUCCUGAACAAGGUAGCCGCCGCCCUGGACGGCCGCCCGUUCGAGCCGUCGCCGCCCUUCCCCGCCGCGGUCGAGAGCCUCCAGGCACUCUCGACGCGGACAGCCAUGGAGGCAGACAUGUUCUGGCGGCAGCAGGAAAGGGCCUUCCCCGACGCCGCCGGCGAGAUGCUGCUCCCCAAGCCGCCUUCGGCACCCAGCCCUGACAGUGGCGCUGUGCAUGCUGAACACUCGAUACAGACGGGCAUCGACGUCGCGGGGCUGACCAAGUACGCCCGAGCCUCGCAGACCACGCCGGCAGCAGUGCACUACGCGGCAUGGGCGCUUGUGCUGGCCAGCUACGCGAACGCGGAUACGGUGGCGUUUGGGGCCGUGGUGUCAGCACGAAGCCUGGGGUUCGACGGGGCCGACACCAUCAUCGGCCCCCUGAUCACCACGCAGCCGCUGCGCGUGUCGGUCGACCGGGACGGACCGUCGGCCGGGUUCGUGCAGCACAUGUACCGCACCGUGCAGGCGCUGUCCAGAUUCCAAGCCGCGGAGCGCAAGGGCGAGCCGCUGGCCUUCUGCUCGGCCCUCGCCAUCCAGUUCGACGCGCCUGCGCUGGAGCGCGCGUCCGUCGAGCCGCUGCGGCCGCCCGUGGUCAAGGAAUGUCCGGGGUUGCCGCUCAACGUACUGGUCGAGGGCGACGGGCGGGUCAGGUUCUUGUACCGCCGCGACGCCUUCGCCGACGACCACGUGCGGCACAUGGCAGCCGUCUACCGCAACCUGCUGCAGGCGCUGACCCAGCCGGAGCUCAGCGUGGGCCAGUGCCUGAGGCGUCGCCUGGGCCGGGAGCUGUCGCGGAUGGUGCUCUCCUGCGGCAACCACGGGUCGCCGCCAACGUACGUCGGCGAGUUGGGCGAGACGGUCACCAGCCUGGUCGAAAAGGCGGCCCGGGCCAACGCGGGCGCCGUCGCAGUCGAGCGGGGCGCGGCCAAGCUGACGUACGCGGAGCUGAUGGCGUGCGCAUCGCGGGUGGCGGGCGUGGCGGAGAAGCUCGUCCGGCCUGGCGACGUCGUCUGCGUCGUGGCCGAUCGCUCCAUCAACUGGAUCGUGGGCGUCUGCGCCGCCCUCAAGGCCGGCGCCGUCUACUGCCCGCUGGACGCCUCGCAUGCACCCGAGUACCGCGCUGAGCUGCUCUGGAGCAGCGGCGCCACGCUGUUGCUGUGCACUGAGAGCGCCCAGCUGCAGGACCCCAUGCCCGGUGGCCCCGUGGCCCUGGCCAUUGACCAGAUUCUCGCCAGCGGCGUGCAGCCUUCGCCGUCUGCGCCGCGGCUGCAGAGUGCCAGAGACGCAGCCUUCGUCUGCUUCACCUCGGGCUCGACCGGCAAGCCAAAGGGUGUCGUCUGCGAACACGGCGGCGUCGUCGCCUUCCACGCGGACCCGGAGGUGCGGCUCAACAGCGGGCCAGGCGUGCGCAUCGCGCAGUUCCUGUCGCCGGGCUUUGACGGCUGCGUGCACGAGGUCUUCGCCUCGCUCUGCUACGGCGCCACGCUCGUGCUGAGGACCGAGCCCGACAACCCUUUCUCGCACCUUGGACAUGUCGACGUCGCCAUGAUGACGCCGUCUGUCGCCGCCGGGCUGGACCCGGCCGACUACCCGAACCUGACAUGCGUCUAUUUCGCCGGCGAGCCCGUCCAGCAGCAAACGGCUGACAAGUGGGCGCCCGGCCGGAGGCUGUACAAUUUGUAUGGGCCCACAGAAGGAACGAUAGGAGCCUGCCAGUCGAGGCUUCACGCAGGCAGCCCCGUCAGCGUCGGCCCGCCCGUCCCGUCGACGCGGCUAUACGUUCUGGACGACGCGCUGGAGCUGGCACCGCCUGGCGUAAUUGGCAACAUCUUCAUCGCCGGCGUCCAAGUCAGCCGUGGCUACAUCAACAUGCCCGCCCAGACAGCCCGCGACUUCGUGCCCGACCCGUUCAACCGCACACCAGCAGAACGCAUGUACCGCACCGGCGACCUGGGCUUCUGGGACGCGCGCGGCAACGUGAACGUGUGCGGCCGGCGCGACCGCCAGAUCAAGAUGCGCGGCUUCCGCGUGAACCUAGACGACGUGGGCGCCGUGGCCGCACACGCCAUGCCCGCCGUGACCCGCGCUGUGGCGACCGAGCACGGCGGCAGGCUGGUGCUCUGGGUCGAGCCCGAGGCCGUCGACACGACCGAGCUGGCCCGCCGGCUGCGUCGCGCCCUGCCCCAGCACGCCCAGCCCAAGCACAUCGCCGCCGUGCAGCGCCUGCCGCUGUCGCGCAACGGGAAGCUCGACGCCCGCGCCCUCGCCCUGCAGGCUGCCGCCUUCGAGCCGCCGUGCGGCCAGGCGACGAAGCCGGCGGCGGGCCUCACGCGCUUCGAGGCGCUGCUGGCGCAAGAGUGGCGGCUGCUGCUGGGCCUGGACGCUGCCGCCGCCGUGGCACCCGACGAUUGCUUCACUGCCCUCGGUGGCCACUCGGUGCUCCAGCUCGGCCUCGCGGCGCGCCUGCGCAGCGUGUGCAAGAUCCCUCUCUCGGUCAAGGACGUCAUCAACGCGCCCACGCUCGCCGACCUGGCUGCUCUCGUCGAGAGGCGCGUGCGGGGCCGGGAGGCGGCGCCGCAGCGCGUGUCGCGGGCCCAGCUGCCGCUGGGACGCACCAGGCUCUCGCCCGCCGAGCUCGAGUGGUGGCAUCGCUACCAGGCCGCCGAGACGGCGUGCGCCUUCAACGUGCCCUGGGCCGCCGAGCUGCAGCCCGGCGUGGACCGGCUGCGGCUCGCCGCCGCGCUGGAGGCGGCCCUGAACCGGCACAGCAUCCUCCGCUCGCGCUUCGUGGUGGGCGCCGGCUCCCGGGGCGUGGAGCGGGCCAUCGCCGACGAGCCCAUCACGGUGCAGGUGGUCGAGUCCGUGGACGUCAAGGCCUUUGUCAACCAGCCCUUCGACCUCGCCCACGGCCCGCUCGUGCGGGUGGCGCUGUCGCCGUCGAUCGUGGCCCUCAGCGUCUCGCACAUCGUCUGCGACCUCACGGCGCUGCAGACGGUGCUGGCCGAGGUGGCGACGCUGUACAACGGCGGCGAGCUGGGGCCGGUGCAGCGCGAGUACUUCGACACCACGGCGUGGAGCCAGCCGACGGAGCUGGAGAGCGCCUUCUUCUGGUCCGCAAACCUGCACGGCCUCCAGCUGCGGCGCCCGGAUGACGACGACGACGUGCCGGCCAGGAAGCUGUACCGCGGCACGUCGCAGCUGCUCGCCGUCCCCGCCGACCUCUACCACGGCAUCCUCGCCCUCACCGCCACCAGCGGGCUGACGCUCCACCAGUUCGGUCUCGCCGCCACGGGCGUGGUGCUGCACGCCCUGUGCGGCCGCAACGACGUGGUCCUGGGCAGCCCGUACGUCAACCGCACCUCGGUCGACGACCAGUCCGUCGUCGGCCUCUUCCUGCAGCCGCUCCCCGUGCGCGUGCGGGCGGCGGACCCGCUGGCAUCGACGUCGACGGACGUGCUGCGCGGCGUGCAGUGCGCGUCGCAGAGCUCGCUGGCCCACGCCAUGCCGUGGCCGCGCCUGCUGCAGCACCUCGGCCUGCCCUUCCCUUCGCACCGCCAGCAGCUCUUCGACUGCGUCGUCACCUUCCACGACGACCGCUCCGCCGCCGCCGCCCGCUCGUCGUCCCCGGUCUUCCCCGUCGCCGGCGCCCGCCCCCUGCACGUCUGGACCGAGGGCGCCAAGUUCGCCGUCUUGUUCGAGUGGCACGUCUUUGCCGACCGCCUCUCCGUGCGCCUCGAGUACGACACCGACUGCGUGCCCGCGCUGCUCGUCUCCAUCCUCCAGAAGAUGCUGCUGCUCGCCGUCGACCGGCUGCUGGAUCCGACGUGCCGGUACGAGCAGCUGCUGCGCGGGUUGCAUCUUCUCCUGCAGCAGCAGUGUUUGGCUGUGGGUGCGGACGUGGAGGAGAUGCGCGCGACGGCCGUGAAGCAUCUACGGGGCGUUUGA
Molecule: messenger RNA, 6153 nt
Organism: Diplodia corticola
Lineage: Eukaryota; Fungi; Ascomycota; Dothideomycetes; Botryosphaeriales; Botryosphaeriaceae
Product: peptide synthetase
Exons: 5
Coding region: 1-6153 (2050 amino acids)
Biological process (GO): amino acid activation for nonribosomal peptide biosynthetic process; secondary metabolite biosynthetic process
Cellular component (GO): cytoplasm
Molecular function (GO): catalytic activity; phosphopantetheine binding
Source: RefSeq, a predicted model, not a curated record